Molecule: messenger RNA, 988 nt
Organism: Prunus avium (sweet cherry)
Lineage: Eukaryota; Viridiplantae; Streptophyta; Magnoliopsida; Rosales; Rosaceae
Product: Polynucleotidyl transferase, ribonuclease H-like superfamily protein
Biological process (GO): rRNA 5'-end processing
Source: RefSeq, a predicted model, not a curated record
CCAUUUUUUCUGAGUCUGUGAGUUACUGUCACAGAGAGCGGAGGCUGCCACUUAAUCAGUCGACCAACCAACUGUUCGACGAAAUGCUUCAAUGAAAUAUCAUAUUUUGACGAAGCCGCAUACGAUUAGAUGAGGUACGUAAAGCCUUUGAGCUUGUUCCAAGACUUGGUUAGGGGCAAUGCUCUCGAACGUGGGCGUUUGCUUGGUUUGGACGUCGGCGACAAGUACGUCGGCGUAGCUGUUUCAGACAUUCAUAACAAGAUUGCUUCACCUUUAAGCGUUCUGCUUCGGAAGAAAUCAACACUUGAUAUGAUGGCCGAUGAUUUUCAGAGUUUGAUCUCUGAACUUUCUCUGGAGGGCUUCAUUGUUGGAUACCCUUUCGACAGACAGAGACGCAGUCCUGAUGCUGUCCAAGUGAAGCUUUUCAUUGAUGACCUCUCUGCGACAAGAAAACUUGAAGGCUUAAAAUAUACGUAUUGGGAUGAGGGCUUUACAUCAAAGAAUGUGGAAUUACUCUUAAGGCCAUUGAAUUUGCAUCCAGUUACGUCCAAGACAAUUAUUGACAAGUUUGCUGCUGUUGGUAUACUCCAGGGGUACCUGGAUUAUGUUAAUAGGAAGCAGAAGUCUGUAACCGCUGAGGACUUUUAGUAAACUUUCUUAGUUGUUCAUGACACAGUGAUGACUGCACUAAAAAAAAUUGAAUUUGUGAGGUCCUAAAAUCAUCAGUCUUACAGGAAAGCAAACUCAGGUCUUAACUGAACUAUUGAAGCUGUGAUCAAACUUCUUGUGAAUGAAUUAUUUGGUGAAGGUAAUGGCGGUCUUGGGCGAUGACACCAGUUUUGUCCUUCCGGACUUUGUAUUGUACAACACUUUCUGUUAAUUAAUACAAAGGAACCUGAAUUGUGUACAUUGGUGUACCCGAUCUUGUAUUUUACAUUUUAGGUUCUUCUCAUACCUGACAAUUUAAAAUCUCUAUGACUUUGUAGGA